AUGGAUAUCGAGUUUGACCUGCCAGACCAACACCCUGACCGGCCCAAGUUCAGAAGAGAUCGUCCUUUCGUGGACAGUCGAUACGAUCUGAUAUUCUGCGGAGGUGCUGUUGUGAAGGGCCACAAAAGGGAGGAGUAUCGCAGCAAUUGUGAAAGACAACGAUUGAUAUUGGCUCAGCUGGUUUUUGCGUUGAAUCGACUCAAGACCGGAGGAUCCUUCGUGCUACUCCUCCAUCGGAUUGAGUCAUGGGAAACAGCGUCUAUGCUUUAUAUGAUCAGUAUGUUCGCCGAUAUUAGGGUGAUGAAGCACCCGAAACACCAUGGUGACACAUCCUCAUUUUAUUUGGUCGCCCAAAAUGUCGAUGUUGAGGGGCGUUCUGCAAUCGAGGCGCUAUCUUACUGGAAAAGCCUUUGGAAAUAUUUCAGUUUCCGAGAUUUCAGGGAGAUGAACCCGCCCUCUACAGCUUUGCUAGACCAAGAUAUUGAUGCGGCGUCGUCGAAGCUGAUCGACGAAUUCGGCGAUCAUUUCCUAAAGAUGGCGCUACCUGUAUGGCAAACUCAAGCGAAGAACCUUUGUGAUGCUCCAGAUGCCAUCUACGACGCCGUGCCUAAGGAUGACCAGAUAUUCAAGAUCGAGCUCCUAGAGAUUGCUCCGACGCCUAUUCUCGCGUAA
Molecule: messenger RNA, 672 nt
Organism: Aspergillus novofumigatus IBT 16806
Lineage: Eukaryota; Fungi; Ascomycota; Eurotiomycetes; Eurotiales; Aspergillaceae
Exons: 2
Coding region: 1-672 (223 amino acids)
Biological process (GO): methylation
Molecular function (GO): methyltransferase activity
Source: RefSeq, a predicted model, not a curated record